Messenger RNA from Drosophila biarmipes, 1519 nucleotides. RefSeq lists its product as uncharacterized. The transcript is spliced from 4 exons. The coding region runs from base 373 to 912 and encodes 179 amino acids. Lineage: Eukaryota; Metazoa; Arthropoda; Insecta; Diptera; Drosophilidae. The record is from RefSeq and is a predicted model, not a curated record.
AAGGAUAUUUAGGACACCAAUUAAUAAUAAUCAAUGGAGGGGUCUGGCAGAAAGUAGGACCCAACUUUAUCCGCGACGACAAAUUGUAUCUUAAGAUAUAAAGAUGGAAACUUAUUUCAAUAGGUAACUGGGUAAACAUUAAUUAAUUUGCAUUGCCUAAAAUAAUUUCCCACAUCAUCAGAUAGAUAAGAAACAAAAACAGAUUUUAAUUCCGCCAUGAAAUCAUGUUCUAAAUUAUAAAUAAAUUAUAACGCAUAUACUAGUCACGUUCUGACCGUCACGGUCCCUGAUCCUUACAAAUCGAGUUAUAAUGGCCUUUAGCAAGCCUACUAAAAGCUGUCUCUAUCCGCGUAGUUCAGUCAGUAUUAAAAGAUGUGCGCUAAUCAUAUAGUGCUAAUUUGGAUUUUCGUUCUUCUGUACUCAGUUGUAAAGAUAUCUUCGAGAUUUGAGUUUACCAACAUCGAGUGCACUUCUUUGGACAAAAAGUUUGACGACUUCGAGUAUUGCUACUUGAAGUCCAUCAACAGGAGCUACAAAUACCUAUCGUUAAAAGUAAAUCUGUUUAAAACACCAGUCACAAAAGUCAAGGUCCGCGGAACCCUUUUUAAAAGAUAUAAUGGCUAUAAACCAUUCAUGUUUAAUGCCACUGUGGAUGCCUGCAGGUUCUUGAAAAACACAAAGUCAAACGCCCUGGCCUCGUACUUCUGGGAUUUCAUAAAACCUCACUCCAACAUGAAUCACACAUGCCCCUAUGAUCAUGAUCUGAUUCUGGACAAACUGUCAGUGGGCUUUGUGAAUCAACAAGCUACAACUGUUUUACCUUUCCCAGAAGGCGCCUAUUUUUUAGAAACGUAUUGGAUGGCCUACGACAUCGACCGAGCGGUGGUUAAGGUCUAUGGGACUCUUUCCUGAUCGAUUAGAAAACUAUUCCGGUUUUUCUUCUUUUUCUAAACAACAUAAUCAUAUUGGGAUCUUGUUGGUAAUAAAUCAUUUAUCUUCUGUAUGAAAAUGUCCACGACUUUUAUUUAACUUAUGGUUUUUCUCGUCCUCGGGGUAAACUUACUUAUAUUUUCACUCAAUCUCAGUUAUAAAUGUAUGAUGACAAAGGUUAGUUGAUGAGUAUAAACAUAUAUCAUGGUUUGUUUAUAUUUUCCGGAGGGCGACUAUCUUAUAAAAACCCGGUGGGCUACUGACUUGUAUGGCACUUUAUCCUGAUGGCUUUACCUCGUUAUUUGCCCAUGUAUGACCAGAAAAAUGGUUUAAAUACAUUCGAAAUCGAAAAGUUUUAAUUUACUUUGGGAAGUACUCAAGGUGAAAGUAAAUGUGCGGCACCAAUUGAAUAUAAUUUGCGUGUUUAAACAGGGGAUAAUAAGUAGAUCAUUAGCCAUGUCUGUUUAUAUUUUGCCAAUAAAACAUUUUUUCAAAGGUUAAAUGGUAUUUUUAAAAAUACUCCAGUCCUAGUUGUUUCGUGAGCUGUACAAGAUGUGUACUAAGUUAAAUUAUCGGGCUGUCUACUUUG